This is a messenger RNA of Vitis riparia (riverbank grape), 1312 nucleotides long. Its product is annotated as floral homeotic protein AGAMOUS. The transcript is spliced from 9 exons. Gene Ontology annotation, molecular function: protein dimerization activity; DNA-binding transcription factor activity, RNA polymerase II-specific; RNA polymerase II cis-regulatory region sequence-specific DNA binding. The record is from RefSeq and is a predicted model, not a curated record. Bases 251 to 934 code for a protein of 227 amino acids. Gene Ontology annotation, biological process: positive regulation of transcription by RNA polymerase II. Gene Ontology annotation, cellular component: nucleus. NCBI's taxonomy places the organism in Eukaryota, Viridiplantae, Streptophyta, Magnoliopsida, Vitales, Vitaceae.
GGGAGAUUAGUGUAAAGUGUUUUGCUAAUGGAGCAAGGGUGGUUUUUUACUUUAUAAAUACCCUUCUCUUAGAGCUACUACCUUCCAUAUUCUGCAUCUCUACUGAGUAGAUUUUAGCAAAGAAGAAGAGAGAAAGCAUAGGCAGAAACCUUUGUUUCUGUCCUUAAUUAUCUUCUCCCCCUUGUUUCCUCACCAGCCAGCAACCACGGAUUUCCAAAACCAAUCGAGGGAGGUCUCCCCCCAGAGAAAAAUGGGAAGGGGGAAGAUCGAGAUCAAGCGGAUCGAAAACACCACUAACCGGCAGGUUACUUUCUGCAAGCGCCGCAACGGCUUACUCAAGAAGGCCUAUGAAUUAUCUGUCCUAUGUGAUGCAGAGGUAGCCCUCAUCGUCUUCUCCAGCCGCGGUCGCCUCUACGAAUAUGCCAACAACAGCAGUGUUAAAUCAACAAUUGAGAGGUAUAAGAAGGCAAGCGCAGAUUCCUCCAACACCGGGUCCGUUUCUGAAGCCAAUGCUCAGUUCUACCAGCAAGAAUCCUCCAAACUGCAUCAGCAGAUUCGUAAUUUGCAGAAUUCGAACAGGCACAUGCUGGGUGAGUCUCUGGGCUCCUUGAAUUUCAAGGACCUCAAGAGCCUGGAGAUUCGGUUAGAGAAAGGCAUAAGUAGAAUCAGAUCCAAAAAGAAUGAGCUGUUGUUUGCUGAGAUCGAGUAUAUGCAAAAGAGGGAAAUAGACUUGCAUAAUGAUAACCAGUAUCUCCGAGCAAGGAUAGCCGAGAAUGAGAGAAACCAACAGCAGAUGAGCUUGAUGCCAGGAGGAGCUAACUAUGAACUAAUGCCAUCUCAGCAGUUCGACUCUAGAAACUAUUUCCAACUAAAUGAACUGCAACCAAAUCAAUCAUACUCUCGCCAAGACCAACCAGCUCUUCAAUUAGUUUAAUAUGCUUCAAGGACCAGUAAUUUCUGCUGUUUUUAGUUUCUGUGGGGAUGAUCUAGUGCCUAGCGGAUGCAAGCUACAGAUUAUCUUGAGAAACACUAAAAAGCAGGGAUCAACUUUUCUCAAGUGGAGGAACUUAAUACUCUGACAAGUUAGUAUCUUUGUUGAUGGGCAUAGGUCACCCAAGUAUGUUGUUAAGAGUGCUACUUCUCUACAUGUUUCACACUAUGACUCCAUGAAAGAUUCUACUGAUCGAUGUAGCUAUAUUGAUCUUUUGUGUGCUUCUUUCUCCUUGUUAUAUUUGCUAGCAUGCCUGUUUUUCGUCAUUUUUAGUUUCUUUAUGUGUGUGUAUGUUGAUCAAAACCUUCUAUUAGAUCUAUA